Messenger RNA from Rodentolepis nana, 480 nucleotides. Lineage: Eukaryota; Metazoa; Platyhelminthes; Cestoda; Cyclophyllidea; Hymenolepididae. The record is from the annotation of a GenBank genome assembly.
AUGCAGAUCUUCGUCAAAACUAUUGCUGACAAAACUAUAACUCUCGAAGUUGGAGAUAAUGAUUUUAUUGAGAACUUGAAGAAGAAGAUUGAAGAUAAAGAGGGAUUCCCGAUAGAAGAGCAGAGAUUGAUAUAUGGUGGCAGGCAGUUGGAAGAUGAUUGUACUUUCUCCAACUACAGCAUUCAAAAGGACUCCACCUUCCACUUGCUAUUGCGUCUCCGUGGUGGUGGUAUGCAAAUUUUUGUGAAGACCCUCUCCGGUAAAACAAUUACACUUGACGUUGAGCCAAGUGACACGAUAGAGAACGUGAAGGCGAAGAUUCAGGCUAAGGAGGGCAUCUCUCCACAACAUCAACGACUCGUUUUUGCUGGUAAACAGCUGGAAGAUGGACAUACCAUUACUGAAUACAAUAUCCUGAAGCAAUCGACUCUUCAUCUCUUUCUUUCCCUAAAAGGUGGCACUUUGUUCCAAAAACUUUAA